Messenger RNA from Armigeres subalbatus, 885 nucleotides. RefSeq lists its product as uncharacterized. The record is from RefSeq and is a predicted model, not a curated record. The coding region runs from base 1 to 885 and encodes 294 amino acids. NCBI's taxonomy places the organism in Eukaryota, Metazoa, Arthropoda, Insecta, Diptera, Culicidae. The transcript is spliced from 5 exons.
AUGGGUUGUUUAAGAAAGUGGAUCUUAAAUAAGACACUAUACUUACUAGACUUUAGACACGUUAUCUCUAAAGAUUAUGUUGGCCAGUGUGAUGACAAUAUUUGUUUGCAGGAAACGUAUUACAUACCUGGGAAGGGGCGAGCCAACCCUGGUGGAAAGCUUUUCAGCAGGGUAAACUAUUUGAAGCAGUCGGAAAGAAAACGCGAUCGCCUGGAGGAGCUCCACAUACAACCAGAGGCCAUCAAGCUGGAAGAAGUAGUGUCGCCAGAGGUCCAAGCUGCGUUAUCAUGGCUGGAGGUGAACUCUUUUCCCUGGGCGACUGUCCUGGCGCAAUGGGAAGUGAGUUUCCCGGAGCGCAAAAAGAGUCUACGAGAACUAUCAAAAGCAGACGAUUUCAUCAGCAAGUAUUCACAUCUGAAGGAGAACUGCGGAUUCCAACUGCUUGAUAUCGACUACCGUUUGUUGGGAUUUGGUGACCCAAAUAUCCCCGUCAGGAAGUGGGACCUUUGCUUCGAACCUAUCGUCAAAUUUGCAGAGUUGCAAGCAAGAGAUCCGUCGGCAAAAGACUUGAUUCAAUUGAUUACAGAUUGUAGCUCAACGUCAGAUUUCAGAUUGUUGAAUGUGCUGCUGCUAUUAAAUACAGUAUUGAUUCCGGUGAAGGCCUCAAAAGGUUUCAAACCUACAGUAGCUACAGCCCAAGCAGAUACGUUUCUUCUAGCUGGUAGUCGAGAACAAGCACAGCUUGAAAUUCGAAAAGUCUACGAGGUUUACGAGAGACAGAAGUCUCCUAUGUGUCCGAAACUCAUAGUCAUUGGCGAGGAUUUGAGCAAUACGACUGGAUUUCAAUUUGAUUUACCGCUUUCAAAUAUUUUAGUUAACGAAUAA